GCCCCGGAAGCAGAUCCUUCCUGGGUCGCGAGCGGACAUGGCGGCUGCGGCGCUGGCCAGAGCCGUGGCUCUGCCGGCCGGGCGACGGCGGCUCUGGGCUGUCACCGAGCGGCAUCUUCUCGGAGGCGCAGCCCGGCAGUGGAGGAGGUGGAGGAGCACCCAGGCCGCCACUCAGGUGCUGCUGAACGUGCCCGAAACGCGGGUGACGUGUCUGGACAACGGACUCCGGGUGGCCUCCGAAGACUCCGGGCUCUCCACCUGCACGGUUGGACUCUGGAUUGAUGCUGGAAGUAGAUAUGAAAAUGCCAAGAAUAAUGGAACAGCUCAUUUUCUGGAGCAUAUGGCUUUCAAGGGCACCAAAAAGAGAUCCCAGUUAGAUCUAGAACUUGAGAUCGAAAAUAUGGGUGCUCAUCUCAAUGCCUAUACCUCCAGGGAGCAGACUGUGUAUUAUGCCAAAGCAUUCUCUAAGGAUUUGCCAAGAGCUGUGGAAAUUCUUGCUGACAUAAUACAGAACAGCACUUUGGGAGAGGCAGAGAUUGAACGUGAACGUGGAGUAAUCCUUAGGGAGAUGCAGGAAGUUGAAACCAAUUUACAAGAAGUUGUUUUUGAUUAUCUGCAUGCCACAGCUUAUCAAGAUACUGCACUUGGCCGAACAAUUUUGGGGCCAACUGAAAAUAUCAAAUCUAUAAAUCGUAAGGAUUUAGUGGAUUAUAUCACCACACAUUAUAAGGGACCAAGAAUAGUACUUGCUGCUGCUGGAGGAGUUUCACAUGAUGAACUGCUUGAGUUAGCAAAGUUUCAUUUUGGCGACUCUUUGUCUUCACACGAUGGAGAAAUACCUGCUCUGCCUCCCUGCAAAUUCACGGGAAGUGAGAUUCGAUUGCGGGAUGACAAGAUGCCUUUGGCACAUAUUGCAGUUGCCGUUGAAGCUGUUGGUUGGGCACAUCCAGAUACAAUUUGUCUCAUGGUUGCAAAUACACUGAUUGGCAACUGGGAUCGUUCUUUCGGAGGAGGAAUGAAUUUAUCUAGCAAACUGGCUCAGCUCACCUGUCAUGGCAACCUCUGUCAUAGCUUCCAGUCUUUCAAUACUUCGUACACAGACACAGGACUGUGGGGAAUUUAUAUGGUCUGUGAACCAGCCACUGUUGCAGACAUGCUACAUCUUGUUCAGAAAGAGUGGAUGCGACUCUGUACAAGUGUCACUGAAAGUGAAGUUGCUCGGGCCAGAAAUCUGCUGAAAACAAACAUGCUAUUGCAACUAGAUGGUUCUACUCCAAUAUGUGAAGAUAUUGGCAGGCAGAUGCUAUGCUAUAAUAGAAGAAUUCCCAUCCCUGAGCUUGAAGCAAGAAUUGAUGCUGUAAACGCUGAGACAAUUCGAGAAGUGUGUAUGAAGUAUAUUUAUGAUAAAAGCCCAGCUGUUGCUGCUGUUGGUCCCAUCGAGCAUCUACCAGAUUUUAACCAGAUUCGCAGCAACAUGUGCUGGCUUCGUGAUUAAAAUGCUUCUAGUCAAGAUAAUAUGUAAUGUAGUUUAAUGUGUAUGUAGCUUUUAAGUUAUUAUUUCUAAAUUUCAAUUUUUUAGAUACUGUGUAAAACUUUUAGAGGAUAAUCUAUUAUAGGAAAUAGCAUAUUUUCAAAUUACCAUAAAGUAUAAUUUUA
This is a messenger RNA of Sorex araneus (European shrew), 1656 nucleotides long. It is a transcript of the gene PMPCB, whose product is annotated as peptidase, mitochondrial processing subunit beta. The coding region runs from base 38 to 1495 and encodes 485 amino acids. The transcript has 13 exons. The record is from RefSeq and is a predicted model, not a curated record. Gene Ontology annotation, cellular component: mitochondrion. Gene Ontology annotation, molecular function: metalloendopeptidase activity; metal ion binding. NCBI's taxonomy places the organism in Eukaryota, Metazoa, Chordata, Mammalia, Eulipotyphla, Soricidae.